GAUCAAUCUUCACUUGAUUGUGGGGUGGAAGCCAAAGUUAAUUUUUUAAUGCAAGUAAUAAUUCAUAUGAAGGAUUGUCUCAUGGCAUGAUCAGAGUUGGUUUCUUCGUGUUUCCCUUCUGGGCUUUGGAGGGUUUUGUGUGUCUUUUUAUUUUUUAAUAAAAAAAAGUUUUUUUUUUUUUUUUGUCAUUUUUUUGUGGUUGAAUUGAAGUAAUUGAAGUGAUGCUGGACUUCAGGGAAAAUUCCAGUGUGAAGGGGUUACUAUUUGUGUUGUGGAGUUUGGGUUAGGGCCAAAUUUUGUGGGUGGUCGAGAUGCAAGGCUUUCCUGAGUUCGAGGAAGGAGAGGCUUACUGUUAUAAGCAUGUUGACGACAACAUUGACCUUGACUCACUCUCUUACAUUGAUGAGAGGAUUCAGCAUGUUCUGGGCCAUUUUCGAAAGGACUUUGAGGGUGCUGUUUCUGCCAAGCAUUUGGGUCCAAAAUUUGGUGACUAUGGCUCCUUUUUACCUACCUGUGAACGCUCUCCUCCUUUUCGAUCUCAUACUAAGACUCCACAAAGACACUACAGUUCAACAAAAUCUCCAAGCAAUCUCCACAUGGAGACUGCAUUUCAUAACUCAAAAGCACCUUCAAAUAUGCCUCUAAUGAGGCUUGGAACUGCUUCCCAUAAUGCCCAUCCAUUUCAUAAUUUAAGAGGACCUUCUGUAGAUGUCUCAGUGAAGAAGGACGCAGGAAUUUCUUCCAAUGCAGUAAUGGAGAAGUGCACUUCGAAAGAUGAUUGUGCAAAUAAGUCAGAAAAUUCAACUGACCAAAGAACUCUGAAGUUGCGAAUCAAUAUGUUAGCAAAAGACAAAGCAGCAAUUUAUAGUGGUCUUGGGCUUGAUAACUCUCCAUCUUCAUCAAUGGGGAACAGCCCUGAGGAAAGUGAAGGCCUGCCACUUGUAUCUCAAGAGACCCCUGAAAAAUCUCCAACUGGCAUUGUUCAGGUUAUGACAUCCUUCACUAUCCCUGGGGGUGUGCUAAUAUCACCUCUACACGACAGUCUGCUCUACUUGAUAAGAAAGGAAAAUGUUAUUGGAGACAGCAGACCUAUGUCUUCUUGUAAUGGUCAUCAAGAACAUUUUUCUGUGUCUACUGAUGAAUCAGAUUCUUUGGUGGGGGACAGACAUUUGUUGAAGAAGAGGAAAGUGGGAAUGGUGGGCCAAAGUGAAAAACAGCAUACAAAUGAUAACUGUUCUGAGAAUGAUAUGACGUUGCAUAUGAAGAAAAGAUUAGGAAAUAGCACUCCAGAUCGUAAGGAAUUUCUUUCUUAUGACUUGAAAUGCACACCUCUGUCAAGUUCAAUUGGCGAUGCUGGUGAAACUGUUGAAUACUCUGGUAAGGCCUUUGAAGUAUCCAAGGAGGUCAAUAAGGAUGGGCUGGAAUGCAGAAUGGUUUCCAUUGAAGCAGUGAAGGAGGACUCAUUGGAGUCGAUAUCUGGUCAGGGUUUUGAAAAGAUUGAGAGGAAAAAUACUGGAAAUAGAUUUAUGAAAAAAGUUUUGGAGCAUAAACCGGAAAUUUCCCAGAAUAAUAAGUCUACUAAUCUGAAGAAUAAUGGAAAGUGUAAUGCUUUCUUGUUUUCAAAAAAGGCUGAGCAUGAUGCAGUAAAAUGUAAGGUGGAUCUGGAUACUCAAAAGCGUGAGACUACUCAAAAAGGAAAGGCAACAUAUGAGGGCAAAACUAAUUCAAAAGGUAAAUGGAGUCCUGGAAAAGUUAUGUCUGCUGCAAAAAAAGAUAUCACUGGGGCUAGUAAUAAUGCCAUGGUAACUGAUAAAAAGAGUGCUGGCUUUGGUGAUACUUCUUGUAAAAGUAAAAUGCUUAAAAUAAAGUCACUCAAGGGUAAUAAGGUCAGAGACUUUUUGAAAGGAAAAAAGUCAGAACGGAAAGUUGAUGGAAUAGAUCCAGCUGAUUGUCCUCCUAUUAAUAAGGCUACAAUAAAUGCUAACCUUGAUAACAUUGAAGAAAAGGGUGUGCACAGGGUUAAAGUAAAGGAACAACCGAGUGGCCAUAAAGUGGAUAAUCAGUUGUUAGAUGUGCCAAGCGUAAAAGAUGAUACAAGUGCAUUUCCCAUUGCUGAAAGUCAACCUACUCUUGAGAUGGUUCCACCACCAGCAGCAGCAGCACCUCAACUUAUUGAAGAUUGGGUAUGUUGUGAUAGUUGCGAGAAAUGGCGGCUUCUACCUACUGGUUUAAAGCCAGAUCAGCUUCCAGAUAAAUGGUUGUGCAGCAUGAUGUAUUGGCUGCCUGGAAUGAAUCGGUGCGACAUCCUUGAGGAGGAGACAACAAAAGCAAUUUAUAAUUUAUGUCAAAUGCCAAUUUCUGAGGGUCAAAGUAACGUGCAAAGCCAUGCCACUGGACCUGAAAAUGGAGCUGCUGAUGCUCUGCAAUUUGACCUGAAUCACAAAAAGUCCAGUUCUGGUGUAAUGUUUGAUCUAGGAAAGAAGAAACGUGGUAUUAAGGAAAAGACAAAGUCAGGAAUCAAUAAUGACAUACAUCAGUUGUCAAAUAGAGCAAAGAACCAUGCUCAAGAAUCUGGAAAAAAUAGAAGCUUGAAUGACAUGAAUCAGCAGCCUGCAGACUCAAACUGCUUGAAGAAAUCUAGUUCUAAACAUUUGAGCGGGUUGAACAAUUUAAUAGAAGAGAAAGGCAUACCUAAAGAGAAAGAAAAACAAAUGAAUGGAGUUGACAGAAAUCAUGUUAAAUUGAAAGGUAAGAUGGAUGCUAAUGAACAUAGAUCUGGAAUCCCUAAGAAAUCUAAGACUGAAGAUGUUUCCUAUACUGAUAAACAACCGAAUCCUGGUAUGCACUUUGAGAAGGUGGGUCCAAAUUCAAGAAAUGGUUUGCCAACAAAGGCUAGUGGGAAGAAUAUGAGGAAAUAUGAUGAGCAUUGUUUAUCUGAGGAUCUACAGGACACAUUGGUAGUUCCUGUAAAGAAAGGAAACCGGGCACAGUCCUCGUCAGGUGAUGGGUCAUUGGGUGUAAUGAACAGCAAUAAAAAUGAUUGUUCGAUUAAGAAGAGGAAAUCAAAAGACUGGCUGGAUAAUGAGAAACAUAAUGACACAAUGUCCUUGCAAGAUGAUAUGUGCUGUGGUGAAGAGGGCAAUGUACGUGGGUUUAUGAAGGAAAAGAAGUACAGAGUUUUAAAUACUGAGGCAAAACCAGUAAGUGUAGGUGAUGAUAAAUUGAGUAUAGAAGGUGGGAUGAAGCGAGUUUUCUUGUCAAACAGCAGGGACCAAACGACUGUUACGACAGAGUUGAAAAGUGUUGAUAAGGCCCAGCAGACAAGGAAGCUCAGAAAAAAUAUUGCAUCUCGCCAAGCUUUGGAUUGUUUUGAUACAUUGAGGAAGGAUUUGGGCUCUGGACAACUUUCAUUGGCAGCAACUUCAAGCUCUUCUAAGGUUUCAGGGUCUCAGAAAGCUAGACCUAACCUUGAACAUGUCAGAGGUUCACCAGUAGAAUGUGUUACAUCGUCACCUUUGAGGGCCUCCAACUUGGACAAGUGUAUUUUGGCAGUAGGGGACACAUCAGAGAAAGAUAAUGCUAGAAAAGGUGGUCUUUCUUCAAUGAGUUUCAGAAAUAGGGAGGGAAAGCUAUCAGUAAAAAUGAAGGAGGGGAGAAUUUCACGUGAUCCACAUCCUCGACAACAUGGUGGCAAUGGUUCACAUCAUGAGGAGAAAAUGAAAAAGAAUAAUAAGGAAAAUGCACUUUCUUGGCAGAAAUCUGGUAGGGUUACAUCAUUACGGGUUAAGGAAAAGGACAAAGGGUCUGGUUCUGAGGUUAGCAGGGAUACGAUGAAGGCAUCAGCUUUAGAGAAUGGUUAUUCCAAAAAUGGUGUGAGAUAUGAGUCACCAGUUGAUCCUUGUUAUCAUGCUUCUGUUACUGAGACAAGAAAUGAUGCUAAAAACAGUUCUCCUAUGUCUAAAGCCAAGAUUGACAACCUUAGUAAGAAAAAUUCUUUAAGGCAUUGGUCAAGUGAAACUGGCAAGCGAGCUGAGCUCAAACAAAAAGAUUUUGAGAAUUCAGUUCUGAAAGUGGAUGCUCCAUGUAGCACUAACAGAAAGGUUAUCUACCAGCAGAACCUGAUUCAGAACUUUGAGGAAGAAAACAAAGCUAAUCCAGUACGCACUGGAUCAAGAGAUGGGAAAGCCAAAGUUCUCUCAUCUUCAGAGGGUGAAGCAAAAAGGGAAACAUUAUAUGUGGGUUCUAGAAUUGCUUCUGGGUCUCAACAGGGAGAUAUGUCUAAUGGGUAUCCAGUCCAUGCGUCUGGCAAUGGUGAUGUUGCUAAGUUAGUGAGGAAUUCUGCUGAUGUUAGUUGCAAGGCUGGAGUUAAUCGCAGUUCAGGAAAUUUCAUGCCUGCUGAACAACUCAGUGUGUCAAGUCCUAUGACUACAAAUUCUAACCAAACUGCCUUUAGCAUUCUGGAAGAAGCCACAAAGCUAAAAGAUUCUGCAGAUCAUUAUAAGAGCUCUGAGUUUGAGUUUGAAAGUAAUGAGACUUAUUUUAAAGCUGCCUUGAAGUUUCUGCAUGGAGCAUCACUUCUAGAACACUGUCCCAGUGAGAGUAGCAAGCUUGGAGAAACGAGUCAAAUGGAAAUAUAUGCUACUACAGCUAAACUUUUUGAAUCAUGUGCCCAUAAAUAUGAAAGAAGCCAAGAAAUGGCCGCUGCUGCUUUGGCUUAUAAAUGCAUGGAGGUGGUUUACAUGAGAAUGGUUUACUGUAAACAUUCUAGCAUAGACAAGGAUCGGCAUGAGUUGCAAUCAAUUCUACAAAUGGUUUCUCAAGGCGAAUCUCCUUCAUCGUUUGCAUCCGAUAUUGAUAACUUAAACAAUGUGGCGGCAAUAGAUAAGGCUACAUUGCCAAUGUGUAAUAAUACUCAUGUUGCUGAUAAUCAAGUCAUAUCUGCUCGAACUUGCCCAAAUAUUGUCAGACUUCUUGAUUUUAAUCGGGACAUAGAUUUUGCAAUGGAGGCUUCUAGAAAAUGCCAGAGCACUUUCAGGAUUGCUAAGUUGAUAAUGGAAGAGGCAGGGAAUAUGGACUGUAUAACUUCUAUUAGGGAAGUUGUUGAUUUCAGUUUCCAAGAUGUAGAUAAGCUUGUACAUCUGGUUUUGAUUGCAACAGAAGCAAUAACUCGUGCUGGUCUUGGCGGUGCUAGAGAGUAACUCGAUACUGUAUAUAAUGUGUUCUCUCUCUUUUUUUGGUUUUGCUUACUUCUCUACUGAGAUGGCAUUUGGAAAGGAAGUGGUUAAAGGAUAUCUCCCAAUAUUGGCACUUGAAAACUUGCAAAGAAGGCAGGUUGCCCACAAUCUGUUACUUACCCUUACGUACAUGUGUACAAAAUAUGAGAUUAUUAGCAAAUUUUGGAAUGUAUUUUUGAUUGUUCAGGUUUUUCCUUAUGUGGAUAGGGGCACAAUUCUCUCACCCUUAGAUUUUAUGGGUUAGAAAGAGGGAAGUGAUUGCUUAUUAAAUGAGGGAGGACGGAUAUCAUGUAAAUUGUUCAGUGCUACAUUCUUUG
Messenger RNA from Gastrolobium bilobum, 5551 nucleotides. Its product is annotated as cysteine-tryptophan domain-containing zinc finger protein 7-like. The transcript has 11 exons. NCBI's taxonomy places the organism in Eukaryota, Viridiplantae, Streptophyta, Magnoliopsida, Fabales, Fabaceae. Bases 312 to 5198 code for a protein of 1628 amino acids. Gene Ontology annotation, molecular function: zinc ion binding. The record is from RefSeq and is a predicted model, not a curated record.